GUAUCCUUGAUGCUGAAAACUGAAGGCUGAGCCGCAUUUCAAGCUCUGCGGUACUUUGUCAAGGCCUUGUACAAAAGUUUCCAAUUCGGUCAGCAUAAUAUUUUAAGUUCGCACUCAUCCUCUAAUUCGUUUAUAUCCUAAUCUUUUAUUGGGUUCAAAUUAUCGAGUUAGCUGAGUCAAUAAACAUCUCCAGUCAUACGUUUUUUCACCACUUCCCAAAUAAAUUUUACACAAAACUUUAGUUAGAGACCGUAGUCGACUGGACGCUAGGGGUAAACUGUACUGUUCCGUUUGCUAUGUAAACUAACUAACUAUUUAGAUCUCUGUCCAAAUAACACCCAAGCUAUUCAGAGACAUUGAUACAUCGUUUGCAAAACCACGACUAACUGGCAGGAAGCUGGUCAAAGAAUGGCUUUUAGUUUUAAAUCUUCUAAGUACUUGCUCAUAGCCCUUAACUUACUCUACUUAGUUGUUGCUUUCAUUCUUGUUGGCGUUGCUGCGUAUGCCAGGCUGAGCAUCUAUGUGACGAGCGUUCAUAUUGUUGGCGGUAUUAUAGCUUGUGGAGUCUUCCUCUUUGUGCUUGCUGUAGUUGGAUUGUUGGGCGCUAUCAAACACAACCAGCCAAUAUUAUUUUUCUAUAUAAUCCUACUUUUCAGCCUCUUUCUCGUCCAGUUUUCUGUAGCAUGCGCUUGUCUGUCACUCUCCAGUGAUUAUCAAAAGAUUUUAGUUGAGACGGCGUGGAAACAAAGCUCCAAUAACUCAAAACUAACUGUCAUGACGGCGUUUAAAUGUUGUGGUCUCCAUAAAGCCGAUCUGCUUCCAUCUGACCCACUGGGAUGUCCCCCGUGCAAGUUAGCCAAGCUGUCUUGCUGCGAUACACCUGAUGGUGAAACUGCUAAAUGCUGCCAAGGUCCAGAUGUGGGGAAUAACACGUUUUGCCCAUGUACUACAACUUGUUGGACUGUAAUUCAAGAACGGUUAUCAACUGGUGUCCGAGUUACUGGUGCCACUAGCCUUUUCUUCAGCGUUAUUGAACUUCUAGGAGUCUGGACAGCUCUUCGCUAUCGGCACCAACGUGAUCCUUUACUUGAUCCGAACAGCGUUCUUUGAACUGUCUUCUCCAUAUUCAUUGUCAUUACUAUUAUUAUUAUCGUCAAUGCUAGUGCCAUACCAUAUAGCUCUGCAACACAUCAUGGAUGCUUGACAGAUUAAUUUUAUAACAUAACGUAACAUUUUCUAGUCAUAAAUACUAAUGAAACAACCUUAAUUUCACCUAUUUCUUUGUGUGUUUGUAUACAUUAUUGCUUUAAUUGUUUUCAUCUAUCCCAAUUUAUAAUCAAUAUUAUCUUCACAAGUGAUAAAAGCCCCCAUAUCCCCAUUAUCAUUUGUUCGAUGAGUUCAUUUUUAAUAUAUUUUCUUUAAACUAGCGAAACAGACUGGUCUUUGCACACACAAAUUUGUGCAUAUUUAUCUGUUUUUCACUCUAUAUUUGUGUUCGUACACAACAAUUGUCUUAAUUAAAGUCACUGUGAUCUCAAAGCACUUGAAGGGAUCCAUAAAACGUAAAAUAGAUUUCGUGUAAAUAAUA
Messenger RNA from Schistosoma haematobium, 1588 nucleotides. RefSeq names its product Tetraspanin-13 (gene TSPAN13). Gene Ontology annotation, cellular component: membrane. The record is from RefSeq and is a predicted model, not a curated record. The transcript has 6 exons. NCBI's taxonomy places the organism in Eukaryota, Metazoa, Platyhelminthes, Trematoda, Strigeidida, Schistosomatidae. The coding region runs from base 409 to 1110 and encodes 233 amino acids.